Pelmatolapia mariae (spotted tilapia) is the source of this 6580-nucleotide messenger RNA. It is a transcript of the gene gfra2b, whose product is annotated as GDNF family receptor alpha 2b. Bases 631 to 2097 code for a protein of 488 amino acids. The transcript is spliced from 10 exons. Lineage: Eukaryota; Metazoa; Chordata; Actinopteri; Cichliformes; Cichlidae. Gene Ontology annotation, biological process: nervous system development. Gene Ontology annotation, molecular function: signaling receptor activity. The record is from RefSeq and is a predicted model, not a curated record. Gene Ontology annotation, cellular component: external side of plasma membrane; signaling receptor complex.
AGUCAGAUGACGUUGCUCUGAGGUCACACUCCGGGUCAACGUAAGGAGUAAACGCGCGUGCGUGGCGCUCGUUUGACGCCCGGAGAAAGGGAGAAAGAGAGAGAGAAAGAGAGUCUGAGUUUCGGGUGAGGAGGGGGUGAGGAGGAGGAGAAGGAGGUUUCGAGGUUUUCCUCAGUGCUCGCACGCGCUGGGCUUGCUGAAAGACGCACGAGGCUGCUGCUGGAGUGGAUCUAACCGGCGGGAGACGCGCGUGCCGUUACGCACCGGGCAGCUCCGGUGUGUGUCUGUGUGUGUGUGACGAAGAGGAGGAAGAGUAGCGGACAGAGUCACAUUGAGCCCGGAAAGUUGGAGUACAGCUGCGGAGUGAUCGGGGGCAGCUGAUGUUCUGCACCGAGGACAGAGCUCCAUCUCCGGGAGAGCCGCUCCGGAGCAUGCGCUCCUGCCCGGACUCCCACUCUUCUUCGUCUUCUUCUGCGUCCCUGCCGGGGCUGCUGUGAGCCCAGGAGGGCGGGGUGGGAGCGGGGGUCCCACCGUGUCCGGGGUUCGUGCUCGCGCCACUAUGUCGGUGGCAGUCCGCGCGAUGUGCGGAGAGAUUGAGUGAGAGACCCCGACGCUCAGAGCGAGAAAACCAUGACUUCCUGUGGGAUUACAGCAGCACGCGACAUGAUCCUAAUCGGCAUCGUCUGCCUGCUACUCGUGCUCGAUGUGUGCGUUUGUGACUCGGAGCUCGGUGCCCCUGGCUGGAGGGAACCUCUGGACUGUGUCCGAGCCUCCGAGCUGUGCAACCAGAACAGCCAGUGCAGCUCGCGUUACCGGAUCAUGCGCCAGUGCCUGUCGGGUGGGGACAAGGAGCGCAGCGCCAUGCUGGCCUCCAAGGAGUGCCAGGGGGCGCUGGAGGUGCUGCAGGACUCGCCGCUCUAUGACUGCCGCUGCAAGAGAGGCAUGAAGAAGGAGCUGCAGUGCCUGCAGAACUACUGGAGCAUCCACAUGGGCCUGACUGAGGGGGAGGAGUUUUAUGAGACGUCUCCAUACGAGCCGAUCCACUUCUCUGAGGAAUUCAGACAUGCCUCCAUCAUCUCAGAUUCAUCUCUGACCAAGAUGAGCCCCUGCUCCGAGGCAGGGAAACCCUGUAACCCCUGUCUGGAUGCGGCGAAGGCUUGUAACCUUAACGAGACGUGUAAACGUCUCCGAUCUGCCUAUAACUCCAUCUGCAGCAAGACCACGCCCCCGCAGCCCUCUGUGGGCUAUCAGGAGCCGUGUAGCAGGAAGCGGUGUCAGAAGGCCCUGCGACAGUUUUUCGAGCGGGUGUCAUGGGAGCUGAGCUACCCCCUGCUGUUCUGCUCGUGCCCGGACCAGGCGUGUGCUGAGCGUCGCCGUCGCACCAUUGUCCCGUCCUGCUCACACCAGGAGAGGCACAAAGCCAGCUGUCUGGAGCUGCGGCGCACCUGCCGCUCGGACGCCCUGUGCAGGUCUCGGCUCGCUGAUUUCCACAUGAACUGCCAGGUGACACCUCACACCGUCACCACCUGCCCUCACGAUAACUACCACGGCUGCCUCAUGUCCUAUGUCGGCCUCAUUGGCUCGGAUGUAACGCCAAACUACAGCGACAGCAGCCCAUCCAACAUCACUAUGAGCCUGUGGUGCACCUGCAGGGGCACCGGCCACCAGGAGCACGAGUGUGAAGCUUUCCACCGCGAUUUCACACACAACACCUGCCUCAAAAAUGCCAUCCAGUCAUUUGGUUACAGCUCGGAGGGAGGGACUCUUCUCGUAACCGAGCCGUCAUCCACUUUCCUGCCCCCUGCCGGGCCUCCAGUCAUCGCCAAACCUGCUCCCUCUCUGCACGGAAAUGCAAUCAAACCCCUGGACAGUGCUUGUAUGUUUUCCACUUGUGCGAACCUGCAGGAUGGAGGACAGAAGUGCAUCCCCUCUGAUGACUUCGAGUGCGAGGAGGCUCUGUUGGCCCAGGGCUCGAUAGACUCUCAGGACUCUGCAGGGCCCAGAAGCAGCAGCCGGCCAUCAGCUCCGCUCCUCCACCUCCUCCCUGUGACUGUGUGUGUGUCCAUCCUGCCAGCAUUCCUGCUCCACGUCUCAUAAAUGUGAACUAGCAUACACACAUACAUGCCCACACACACAUUUACACACACACACACACACACACACACACACACACACACACACACACACACACACACACUCCUAAAUGUCAGCCAGCAGACGUCCAGCAUCAACAACUGCCUUUCAGAGGAGGAGGGAAGUUAUUCUGGAGGACGUUCGGAUUAGCCAGCUCUCUGCACCACACACACGGUGCACACACACCGUGAGAGGGUGUGUUAUGUGUUUGAGCGAGGGUGAGAAUAAGAGAGGCAGACACAGAGAGACUCCUGGGAUUUUCGAUCACAUUGACUUCGUUUCCAAAGCUCCGUGUCUGCAGAGUUUGUGUGCAGCCCGGCUCAGACUCACUGCCUCCAGCUUUCUGGGAUCCAAGACAGCUGGGCUCAGAAACACAGGGACUUUGGCUCAAGCUUGAAACUACACACACACGCACACGCACAGAAACACACACACACACACACACACUCACACGGAGAACAAGUCUUAAAGUUGGCAGCGUGAUGGUGAGAGAGACGACAGAGCUGGACAGAUCAUUCCUCUGUGUUUGUCAGCUCAAUUUAUCACUUCCCUGGACCUCUCUGGUGGCAAGAAAGCUAUACUGCAUACAUACAAACGCACACGCUGUAACCCUCCCCUUAGACCUCGUUAGCGGGCAAACAGGGUCCCCACAAGGACACAAACACUCAUGCUGUACACCAGUGUGCUUUUCGCAGGUCUUUCUCUUCAUUUUGUUGUCGACAUUCUGUAAAAACUUCAUUUAAUGUGGAAUAUGAAAAAAGAGUGUAUAUUUCACAAAUGUAAGUGUAAAAUUGUGCGAGUGUGUGUGUGUUUGUGCAUGAGUGUCGGUGGCUGAAUGUGGAUGUACAGACAUGUGGAAGCAAACAAAGGAAGAAGGACUCAGCUGCAGGACACACAGCGAUGUGUGUGUACUCUCAACCAAACAAAUUUUUAAUUUCAGACUCUUAAAUUUGGGAGUUUUAGGUUUUUUCCUCCUCUUGUCUUGAUUGGUUGUAGGUGUAUUGCUAACAAAGCUACAGCUGUUUGGUAUGGUAUUAGACCACUGAGCCCCUGUCAGUUUAACACAGUCUCAGUUUAAAUGGGUGCUGCUGGUGCUGCAGUUACAGCAGAGCAGACAGUGGUGGUGGACACAGAACCACCAAAGUUAUAGAGACCAGCGCGAUGAGACGGGGAACAAUGCUGUGACCGCUCACAGUCAGAUCCAACUUUGGAGCAACUUUGGAGCACCAACACAGCAAUACGGCCUGCUUGGCAAUUAAAUGCAAGCUGUUCCUAAUAAUACGGCAAAAAACCAUGUUGGUGUCUUCAGUCACACAGUCCAGCCUGAACCUCAGCGGCCUGAAACAGAAAUUCCUCAAUAAAGAGUGACGUCGUUUCUGCACGACAGUGCUAAAUCUGCAGAACUGGUUUUUCUAUAAGAAUAGAACCAGAGACCUGCCCAUCGAGUCAUGUCUGCUACACAAAGACGAGCCACUCUGUUCAGCACAGAUGGACUCAGGUUAGAAAUGCCAGUGAGAGUGACUGCAGUCUGGGGCGAAGCACAGUUGUUGGGUUGUGUCCCACCAGACUGGUCGUCAGUGCUCGCCGCUUCACUGCAUUUUUUCCAGGUUAAAAGAAAAAUCUCGACUGUCAGCUGUGAAGUUUGAGACUCAGAUUUCAUUAGUGAAGUUUACCUUGUUUUUGGAUCCCGUUGAUUUGGGUUAGGGGAACAGAUAAAAGUCCGUCCUUUGUGAUGAAAGUCGGACCUGCAUUCACUUGCUCAUUAGAAUAUUUGGAGAUUUGAGUUGUACUUCUUCACACACGCAGCGGGCUGUUGAAAAAGGUGAUUAAGAGCAGAAUUGGCAGGGAAAAUGUUUACUCCCUCCUUACUCCCAGAGUCUCUGUUGUAUAGCUACUGAGCUUCCUCACACAGUUUCUGGAUGAUCACCAGCUAUGCUCGCACUAUCAGAAAAAGUGACUCCCACCACCCGUUACAGCUGCAGAGUCUCAGGCAGCUGGGUGGCAGCUGACACCUGACAUAUUCACAGCAGCUUUAUGUCUGCUGAGCUCAGCGGUUUCAAAUGUACCGUCUCCAAGAUGCACCAAAGACUCAACUAUAUUCAUACCUGUAUGAAACCAUCCUCUGUCCUGGCAGCUCUUGGGGCUGUUGACAAAGGCUCUUCAGUUCAGAGCAUAAAAGUUGUUUGUAUUCUUACGCUGCUUCUUAUCAUCACCGGUUCAAACACGAUCAUAUGAAGUGGUACCUGCUUCAGAGUCACCGUGUUUCAAAGUAGGCCACAUUUCUUUUGGAUCUAUGUUUAGCUUCCAGACGCCGAGUGCACUUCCUUGGCACCAUGUUAGCAGGUGAUGCUAUUGGGCUGUCGUCACUUCCUCUGGUAGCGGCUUCAGUCACUUAGAAUGGAGAAAAGCUGAACUUAUCACUAGCUCACCUCGAGGAGCUGUUUCCUCUAUCGUCCCUACAAGUUGGUCGAUUUCAUUUCACUGUAGGUUUUUUCUCUUUUUAGCCUAAAAGCACAAAAACAUGUAAAACUGCUUCAACUAUCCAAGAGCAGCCGCCUCAGGGGCGUUUAUACUGUAAGACCCUGCAAUUAGACAGAAGCUCUCGGCAACAGUGGGGAAGAAAAACUCCCUUCUGAGAGAAUGAAACUUCCAAGAGAACUAGGUGACUGAAAACAUCAAUAAUUCAAGGAAAUGAUUUGUCACUAGCGUUAGCGUGUUAAAGGGCAGGUCACUGUUUCCAGCAGACUGGCUCAGGUUCUUCUGCAGUCAGCCCAAAAAAACACGUGUACAGCUGGAUACACAAACUGUUUGGUCUCUAUAGAUAAUUUCCCCUUCAUAAUAACUCUUUAUGAUUCACCUGUUUAAAUUGUAUUAAAGUUUACAUUAUUGGGGGCGUGGCCUCUGACUGACAGGUGGAUGGCAUACAGCUGUUUGUAACAUCUGGAUCACUUCCUCCUGCAUUUGCUUCCCUUAAUGUGUUUAAUAUGUGAGUGUGUGUGGGGUUCUCAGUGUGUACGGUACCUCUGGCCACUCUGUGGGGUAUUUUUUAUGUUUCAUAGAAGCUACCAGGAUGCGGAACAUGAACUGUUGUGCAGCAAGGUUGUCACCAGUCGAAGCUCGAGGUAGUCGUCACUUUGUGCCAUCCGUGAGCUGGAAGACCUGAGAUCAGUUCCAGAGGCGCUGGUGCGUCCUUACUUUAGUGUGAUUAUUACUGUCGUCCCUGCUAGCGGUCAGGAAAACGUAUUACCGUGUCCGUGAAGGGUCAUUACACAAUUGUCCAAAUCAGUGAGAUUGCUAUUAAAUUUGUUGUAAACAUUGUGAUAUUUCCCCUCGGGCUUUCAGCAGCAUCAUUAUUAAGACAGAUUUGUUUUUGUGUCUGAAAAUGGACGAUGAAGUCAUAUAUUUCUAAUCACCUCGGCCUUCCACUUGUUCAGUAAUCAUGUUGCUUUUUUCAUCUACUUUUAUUCCAGGAGCAUUUUUCCCUGGAGUUUCUCACCGGCAUCAUCCAGACACCUUUUCUCUCUUAAAAUGUGAAUAAAAAUGUGAUUUUCAUUAAACUCAGUGUUAACGUAACGCUAGCUGUUCAUGAUGCCCUGCACAUCAGGAUCCUGAGUGUUUCAUUAGCAGUGUGAACAUUCAUGGUCCCCAGAGGGGCAGUUCAUCCCUCCACUGCCUUAGUGCUGCUGAAGCUUCAGGUUUUAUUUCAGAAUUAAAGUGCUAGUGUCGAGAUAGUGCAGAACUUUAUAAAUAACAAAAAUAUUAAAAUCAAUUUCCAUAACUUUACUGUAACUUUUCAUGAUCCCCAGAGGAUGAUCUCUAGCAGGCUUGAUGGUCCCCUGAAGGUUUUACAAGCACCAUCAACAUGAAAACAUUCGAUUUCAGCAGCACACAAAUCACAAAAUUAUCUGUUUAAUGGUAGAAGAAUUCAAAUUUUGGGAGAAAAAUAUUUGAAAUGAAUGGCAGAAAUGUCACAAUGCAAUAUUUACAGUAACUUCUGUUUUUGUUGGCAGGCAAGUUUAUUUUUCACAUUUGUACUUAAUUUCCCUCCUGUAUAAAUGUGGUUAUCUCCAAAGAAUAGGAUGGUAUCGUCAGCAAAAACUAAAAUUAAAACAAAUCACUGACGCAAGUGUAAAAUUUAAGUUUUUUUAAUUUAAGUCCAACGAUCGAUCCCUGUGGAACACCAUGAUAUCUGAUUCAUAACAAUUCAUUCAUUACUAAUUGUAUUUGAAAACGAAGAACUGUUAGUUCAGGAUGGAUGUCUGAUUUUACAUUGGUGUUGAAGAUGACUGAACAGGGCUUUGUGCUGGUACGACCGUGUAAAAGAAAGAGUAAAAUGAGGACAAAGGUGACGGCGAGGAAGGUUGUAAAUUUGCUGAUCUAUUUGUAAACUUUAACAGCGCUCAGCAGCGUAAUGAAAUAUGUGUCUGGAAAUAAAAGUAACAUCUGU